This is a messenger RNA of Pelobates fuscus (common spadefoot toad), 1559 nucleotides long. RefSeq names its product neurotensin receptor type 1-like. NCBI's taxonomy places the organism in Eukaryota, Metazoa, Chordata, Amphibia, Anura, Pelobatidae. Gene Ontology annotation, biological process: G protein-coupled receptor signaling pathway. Gene Ontology annotation, cellular component: plasma membrane. The record is from RefSeq and is a predicted model, not a curated record. Gene Ontology annotation, molecular function: G protein-coupled receptor activity. Bases 189 to 1559 code for a protein of 456 amino acids. The transcript has 3 exons.
UACUGAAAGGGUAGUGAAGAAUCCUAUUAUUGGAAUGUGACAUCCCUCUAGGUUGUGAAAUCACUUGUCCACCCUCAAGACUCACAUUAGAAAACAGCAACUCAAAUCCCAGCUGCAGCCAGGCAUCAGAACAGACAGGAAUUGGACUCUGCUGCUAAUCCAGAAAUUCAAAUUUGAUAAAAGUAGACAUGAAUGAAUCUAAACCUCAAAUUUUUAACGAAUGCAUGAAGCACAUCAGUUUUGGCAAUGAAUCGAUAUGGCAUGAAAGUGAACAAUCCAACUUGACUCAUGGAACCCUCCAUCGACUCUUCAUUGGUGCCCAACGCCAGGAACCCAGUCAUGUCGCCAUACCAGCCACCAUCUUUUACAGCCUCCUCUUUAUAUUUGGCAUCCUGGCUAAUGGUCUCAGCAUCCUAACGCUCUUAAAAAAUGGAAAAAUUAAAGUGAGCUCUGUUCGUUUUUACCUCCUCAGUUUGGCUCUGGCAGAUGUUUUGUUGCUUCUAACAAUCCCGGUCACACUUUACCGGUACUUCUGGCAGUAUUACCCUUGGGCUCUUUCUGACGCUGUAUGUAAGCUUUACUUUAUGAUAAGGCAGGUUUACUGUGCUACAACCAGCUGGACCAUUAUUUCAUUUACUUUAGAGAGAUAUAUUGCAAUUUGCCACCCGAUGUGGUCCGUUACUGGCCUUCGUAAAUCUCGCAUGGUCUAUCUGUUGGCUUUCAUCUGGCUUUUGGCUUUACUUACCACCAUCCCAGUAGCUAUAGUGUAUGGUGAAUCAUCAGCCUGUAUCUUAGACUACACAGCCACGUCCCAGGAGGAAGCUGUACUCGAUUCUACUGUAUGUGAAAUGCUGGAACAAAAGCCUUUUAUUGUCUACAAGAGCAUUCUGCAGACACGCAGUAUUUUGUUUUUUGUCAUGCCAUUGUUGGUCAUUAUUAUUUUCCACGUACUGAUUUUCCAUCACUUGAAGCUGAACCAUCGUCAGAGGAAGAAUAUCAGCCUUACCGGGACACAUUUGCAUUUUGCAUCCACUCAUGUGAAACAUCCUCGAAGUCAACCGUUUUCUGAAAAAAAGGCACGACAACUUAUGGGGGCUGUGGUGGCUGCUUUCUUUCUCUGCAACUUCCCUGAUACAGCGUCAUCCCUCAUGCAAAUUUAUAUCGAAAAUUGGAAUGCGCAUGUCUACACUGUAUACACCUGGUUGAAGACCUACCUGUCUCUCCCACUUUGGUAUCUCAACAGUGCACUCGACCCAAUACUCUUCUGCAUCUCCUCUACAUCCUUUCGUAGAGCUUGUUGGAAGAGCCUCACUACAUUGCUUCCGUGGCAAGGAAAAGCCACAGAUCAUGGACCGAGCCACAAAUACCAAGCGUCCUGCAUAAGAUCUGGUGGAGGUUCAUCUCUUGUGUCAGCACCAAGUACGCAUUCAACAUGCACCCUGAAUUCAAAUGAAGGGGAACAAAGGGAAAAUUUGGCUAUGUACCGAACCACCAAACCAAAACUUGUGUAUUUCCGGCACAUUGCAGUGACGGAGAGAGGAGACUACUCAAUUCCUUAG